Helianthus annuus (common sunflower) is the source of this 2188-nucleotide messenger RNA. RefSeq lists its product as uncharacterized. Bases 111 to 941 code for a protein of 276 amino acids. The transcript is spliced from 8 exons. The record is from RefSeq and is a predicted model, not a curated record. NCBI's taxonomy places the organism in Eukaryota, Viridiplantae, Streptophyta, Magnoliopsida, Asterales, Asteraceae.
UCUUUACUUCACUCCUAGGAGAAACCACGACGAACAACUCCGUCAAUGUGCGAUUCAUUUCAAAUAUUCAGCCGGACGUGGAUAUCAAAAGCUUCAAUUGGUGUGCGUACAUGAUCUCGUGUCUCAAAAGAAUGAAAACAGCGUGGCAUGGUGGCGAUGAUGCUUUUCGAGGGCCUAUGUUAUUACUUGCGAUUGCUUACGGAAUUGUGUUAAAGAAGAUACCUUCAUCACACAGUUCAAAUAUUAUUGAACUUGUAGAUGAUGAUCUUCUUGACAAUCUCGAAUGUGAUAUAGAAAGGAUGCAUACUGAACAAAAUAAGAAGACAAAGACAAAGGAAGAUAAAAAACAUAAACGAGCAGAAGGGGUUGAGUGUGCUAGAAAAAAAUUCAAGAAGCAAAAACAAGGCCAGAAAAAGGGAAUCGAGAUCGAAGAUGAUGAUGCGCACUUGGGUAUAUACAGACACUGUGCUGAUUACCUCCUGUCACAAACUGACACCCAAACAUGUGCAUUAUUUGGAGGUCCGGAUGGCGAAGUCCGCAUUCUGAUGGUCUCUCAGUAUGGUGACACUCCAUCAGCAUCAGGAACAUCAGUUCAGAAUGAUUUUGAGCUGGUUCGAGCCAAUUUGUUGGAUAACUUGUUUAGUGAAUUUGAGAUAUGCGUUCACAAGAUCAAUAACACCAUAACAGAAUCGUGUCUGACGUUCCCGGAUAGUGAUCUGCUGAAACAGAAAGGAUUGGAGUGGAAGGAGUUAAUGAAAGUGCUGCUUGUCGUUGACGAUGAGGAAAAAAAGGAUGGAGAUGAAGUGGAAAAGGGAGAUCAAAACGUUGAGGCAGAAAAUGAUGAUAUUGCUGAGGCAGUUGAACCAGUUGAUCCGCAAAAAGAACUGGACAAAGUUGUUGAAAGGGUUCAAAGUGAAAAAACACUAGAGACAAAGAAUUGAAACGGUGAACUUGUCAACAAGACUGGCCGAUGCAUCAACGGAUGAAAAACGUAAAGAAGUAACGGAGCCUGUUCAACGUCAGAGAUCGCCAAGGCCGAAACAAACAAUCAAGCUUCCGGCGGCACUGCGGUCACCGUACGUGCAUCGGCCUGUUAUGUUGUGAACCGUUCGUGAUAAUGCUGAAGAAACACUUGCUCGAUGUAUAUUUUCUGCAGUAGGAAACGUAUGGGAUAUUUUGUUCAGCGACAACGGUAACGUGUCGGUUAUGAGGGGGCCUUUUGAAUCGAUGAUGCCUGGUGUAACUGUGCACGUGAAUGUCAUCAGUGCCUGGGCCGCAUUGUUGAACCAUGAAGAAAAAAAGAGGAGGAUGGGGACAGCCCCAAGAUUAUUCUGCAACGCAGGAAUGCUGCUGGAAAAAAAUUUCGCGUUGUCUGAAGAUGGACGAUUAGCAGAAUUUACGAACAACAUGAAUGCUGUGCUUGAUUCAACAGAACCAAAAGUAUUUAAAGGCAACUUUGAGAUGGUGUUUAUACCUAUGUUGACCGGGCAACAUUACUAUCUGCUGUUUUUCAACUUGAGAACAAGAGAUGUCUUUAUUACUAACAACAUAGAAGGUGCUGCAGGCUUAGAAAGAUACCAAGGAAAUGUGGAGAAGAUGAUAAGUACAUUUUGUCGGUAUCUAAGACCGAUGCAUCCAAAAAUCGCUGCAUAGCUAAGGAAUACACAACCAGUUCGACUAGAGUUGCCAUGGCAAACACUUUACAAUGGCAUCGACUGUGGUAUUUUCCCUAUGCGACAUAUGGAAACUUACAAUGGAACACACGUUGGACAUUGGAUGUGUGGUUUAUCGAAUGAGAGGGACGUUACUGGCUUGGUUUUGCCUGAUCAAGCACGCGAAAUCGAGGAUCUGCCUAAGAAGUACCUCUCAAAAAUGCUCCUAAGCGACGUGAACACGGAACGGGGACAAGUGGAACAAGAAGUACAAGAAUAUGCACUUUUGGACGAGGAUGAUAGGUUGAGAAUGGAAGAGAAUGCAAUCAAUCGGAUUGCUGAAAGGUUGGGAGCUGAAGUGUAAGUGGACAGCAGAACAAGUUAAACUUUUUGUUAAAAGACAAACAUUUUGGGAAAUAUAGAUUAUAUGAUGUGUUAGCGUUUUGGCAAAGUUGUGAUUAUGGUGUAGUUUGACUAUGUAAAGUAUGAUUACAAUCGUAAGCUGUUUGUGUUUUACACACCUUUUUAUUCUGGUG